Molecule: messenger RNA, 1165 nt
Organism: Chanos chanos (milkfish)
Lineage: Eukaryota; Metazoa; Chordata; Actinopteri; Gonorynchiformes; Chanidae
Gene: mrpl12
Product: mitochondrial ribosomal protein L12
Exons: 6
Coding region: 122-712 (196 amino acids)
Biological process (GO): translation
Cellular component (GO): ribosome; mitochondrial large ribosomal subunit
Molecular function (GO): mRNA binding; structural constituent of ribosome
Source: RefSeq, a predicted model, not a curated record
UGUAGGACGCCAUGUGCUUUUGAGGGGAGAAGGACCGACAGCUUGAGGCAGAGGUUUUGGAGUUAUCCGGGUGUUUGCCGGACGAAAUUACCUAAACGGGUAGAUUUUGGGAAUCGCUAACAUGUACUGCACCAGGCAUUGUAUUCGGGCGGCUCUGCGGGUUGCGGCAAAGGCACAUCGAAAACAACAUGACUUCAAAAUACCAGCACUAUGCAGUCUCAGAAUGCUCAAGACCAGUCCAACCAGUGCAUCUGAUGCUAUUGCCACUCCCCCUCUGGAUGGAGGACCCAAACAGUACUCUCCUAAAAUCCAACAGCUUGUCAAUGACAUUGCCAGUCUCACCCUCCUAGAAGUGUCUGACCUCAAUGAAUUACUCAAGAAAACUCUAAACAUUCAGGAUGUUGGAAUGAUGCCUAUGGGUGCUAUGGCUGCUGCACCGGCUGUACCUGCAGCUCAGGCUGUAGAAGAGGAAGCAGCCCCAGCAAAGAAAGAAAAAACCCAUUUCACAGUUAAACUUACAGAGCUGAAUGCAACAGAGAAGGUCAAAUUGAUCAAAGAAGUAAAGAACUGCAUGCAGGGCUUGAACCUUGUACAGGCCAAGAAGCUUGUGGAGUCACUGCCUCAGGAGAUCAAGGCCAAUGUGUCCAAAGAGGAAGCGGAGAAAAUUAAGGCAGCACUUGAAGCAGCAGGGGGCACUGUGGUGCUGGAAUAGACACGCACACUACUUCCCUCCGUCCUGUUUUAAGAGUGAUUAUUAUCUCUGUCUGUCUUUAAAAAAUUCUUUUUUUUUGUACAAGAGAUAGAUGAAGGGAGUCUGGAAAACAAAAGAAACAAAUGCCUUCAGCGUUGCCAUUUUGUUUACCAGUGAUAUCCUGGGUGGCAAAAACUCACAGACUGAACUCACAGACUGAGCCUUGAGAAUCCUCACCACCCAGUCAAAUGCUUGUCCUUUUGUCUGUCUGAUACUUUCAGCCUUUGGGCUAUGGGUGUGCAGGUAGAGCAGACAGUUUGUGCCUGUCGCUUUGUCUGCCCAAAACUGAGACAUACCCUAAGCAUAGGGAUGUUACUAUGGAUGCCUGUGGUAUAAUAAACACCUUACAUAGUACUGUAAUGAACUAUGUGUCAUGAUAUGACUUGAUGAUAAUAAAUCGGUUGAUUCAUUUCA